GCUGACGAAAUUGUUGACAAAGAUAAAACUCAUAAAAGCCGCAAACCAAAAAGGGAGUGACAGUUUUCUACAAGUCUUUUGCAUUUUCUUAUUGCAUUUAAACGUAAUUAAAAUGGCCAAGAACACUUCAAGCUCUGCUUUUCGCAAAAUUGAUGUCGACCAGUACAACGAAGAUAAUUACAAAGAGGAUGAGUGUGGCGAGUCACAAUCACCUCCAGUCGGACCUGACGAAAAAGAGAUUACCAACUUCCUCAAUCAGGGGAAGAGUGUUGAAGCCUUGAAGACAGUCCUUAGGAAUGCUCCCAUUUCGUCACGCAAUCAAAUGGUCAAAGAUGCUGCUUUAAAUAUUGUUAUGCAAGUGCUUCUCUCUGUGAAGUCAACCCAGAUAGAAGAGGCAGUAAAUGCUCUUGACCGUGAUCAGCUGGAUAUCCUUAUGAAAUACAUUUACAGAGGCUUUGAAACUCCCUCAGAGGGCUCCAGUGGGCAGUUGUUGGCGUGGCACGAGAAGGUUCAUGCUGUUGCUGGUGUUGGCUGCAUUGUCAGAGUCCUUACCGACAAGAAGCGUGUCUGAACAAAAUCAUUCUUUCCACGUCUUUAUACAUAAAGCAUUUUAAUACAUGUUCAUCUUCCUUAACCAAA
Molecule: messenger RNA, 639 nt
Organism: Daphnia pulicaria
Lineage: Eukaryota; Metazoa; Arthropoda; Branchiopoda; Diplostraca; Daphniidae
Gene: Arpc5
Product: actin-related protein 2/3 complex subunit 5-B-like
Exons: 3
Coding region: 113-571 (152 amino acids)
Biological process (GO): regulation of actin filament polymerization; cell migration; Arp2/3 complex-mediated actin nucleation
Cellular component (GO): Arp2/3 protein complex; cytoplasm; actin cytoskeleton
Molecular function (GO): actin filament binding
Source: RefSeq, a predicted model, not a curated record